AUAUAGCCUGUUUGGUAAUUAAUUAGCCUAUCGCUAUUAGUUGUUUGGUUAAUAAGUUUUUUGUAACUCCAAAUUACUAAAAUUCAAAAGACGAUUCAAAACAGUCUUUUCAAUUAAUUUUUUGAGAAAAGAAAUUAUACCAAACAGCUAUCAGCUAAUAGUUAAUCUAUCAAAUAACUUUUUACAAUCAGCUAAUGUUAUUAACUAAUCAUACCUUGUAACCUAUUCAGCUAACGGCCGUUUACCAAACAGGGCCAUUAUAUUAUUACAUACCGCCAUAAAUCCAAAACCUUAGAAUUUGAAUAUAAUUCGAAAUUUAAGGCCCGCGAUUAAUAUAUAAUGGCGCGGAAUUUGAGUUGGUUGGCGCCGAUUGCGUUAUUGUUGUUGUUGUUAUCGGGAUCUGAGGGGUUUAUCGGGAUGCAAUGGGGGAGAUUCGCGACGCAGAGCUUGGUGCCAUCAAUGGUGGUGGAUAUGCUUCUGCAGAACGGGAUAAGGGAGAUCAGACUGUCGUCGCCAUCCCCGAACGUGAUGAUGGCGUUGCAGAGGUCGGAGCUGGGCGUGACGGUGGCGUUGCAGAAUGAUUUCAUCAAACGCCCCAAAUGGUUGAGCAAUAUCAAAAACGUUAGCUCCUGGGUGGAAGAACUUCUCGUCCCGCCUGUGCAUAGAGGAGUCCACAUCAAGACAUUGGUUAUUAUGGAACAACCAUUCACGAUUAACCGAGGACCGAUAUGGAACCUCACUGAUAUCUUCAAAGAGACUGUACUUGCAAUGGAAGAAUACGGCCUUACGCACAUCAAACCCACAACCAGCCAUUUCACCGACAUCUUGAAGAACGUAACCAAGCCAUCGGAAGCCGAUUUCCGCGACGACAUCAAGGACAAGAUGCUCGAGUUUCUGAAGCUCUUGAAGAACUCCAAUUCCUUUUUCAUGUACGAAAUCUACCCCAUCAUAUCCGCCGACGUCAACGGCUGGCCCAUCGAAUUCGCCUUCAUGGACAACAAUUCCAGUUUCGCAAUCGUCGACGGCAAGUACACUUACCGGAACGCGUUCGAGUUUCUGUUCGACGCGCUGGUCGUGGCGCUUGAGAAAGCGGGGUAUCCGCACAUGGAGAUCGUGCUCGGGGAGAUCGGAUGGCCAACGGACGGCGGAAAAUACGCGACUCCGGAAAACGCGGAACGGUUUCACCGCGGUUUCCUGAAGCACAUAGCGGCGAAGAAAGGGACGCCGAGGCGGCCGGGGAAGAAUAUUGACGUUUUCCUCGGAUCGUUGACGGACGAGAACAAAUUCGCGCCGGCUUUGGGGCCGAUGCUGCGUCACCGGGGGAUCUACGACUUCGACGGCACGGCGAAGUACAAGAUCGAUUUCAGCGGAAAAGGACGCGAUAUUUAUCCGAUCACGGCGGCCGGCACCGUGAAAAUGCCGUCGCGGUGGUGCAUCUUCAACAAUGAUACCAGCAACAUGACCAAAGUGGAUGAGCAAUUUCAGAUUGCUUGUAAGUAUUUUGAUUGCACCGCCCUGUACCCGGAUUCUUCGUGCAGUAACCUCAGCCACUCCUCCAAUGUGUCUUAUGCUUUCAACAUGGUUUAUCAGGGCAUGAACCAAGACCAGGAGAGCUGUUAUUUUGCAGGGUUGGGUGUACUAACCCCUUUUGAUCCUUCAGUGGGUUCUUGUAAAUUCCCAGUGGAGAUUUUGACUGCGGAGAAGGUAGAUGGUGGCAUUCAAGUCCUCGGUUAUAUUGGUUAUUCCAAAUCCACCAGUGAGAGACUCAAAUGUUACACAACACUACAAGUGUUGCCCAUUGGUCUUAUGUUAUUAUUUAUGUUUAAAAAACAGUUGAAUUUUUUAGUUUGAGCGUGAAUGUUUAUGAUACGACAUGGGACAUGCACGAGAAUGGAUUGGGACAGAUGAGGUGCAUAAAUUUGAUUAUGUUCAAGUGAUAUGUGUAUAAAUCUCUAUUGUACAUACGACAACAGAAUAUAUGAAAUAUAUCUAUUGUAUAUAUGACAAUAGAUUUUAUGGAAUAUAUAAACUUUUCUUUACUUUA
Messenger RNA from Ipomoea triloba (trilobed morning glory), 2044 nucleotides. Its product is annotated as glucan endo-1,3-beta-glucosidase 8-like. The transcript has 3 exons. Lineage: Eukaryota; Viridiplantae; Streptophyta; Magnoliopsida; Solanales; Convolvulaceae. The record is from RefSeq and is a predicted model, not a curated record. Gene Ontology annotation, cellular component: plasma membrane. The coding region runs from base 340 to 1851 and encodes 503 amino acids. Gene Ontology annotation, molecular function: hydrolase activity, hydrolyzing O-glycosyl compounds. Gene Ontology annotation, biological process: carbohydrate metabolic process.